GACCGCCCAAACACCUCUCCUUCCUUCCUUCCACCACGGUCAACACACAAGCGUCUCCCGCUCCCCACUCAUUCCCCACACACCUCACCUCCGCCCACCGUCAUCACAAGCAUCCCGCCAGAUAUGCGCGCGUCAACAUCCUCUCAACAGACAUCACCCAUAUCCCACAAUUCAAGCCUCGUUUCUGGCUCUACCUCCGGAACGAGCGUGAAGAAAACUCUGCGGCGCCAGCUGUCUCGCGUCUUUCCACUGUCGCGCAACAAACGGAAUGGUGCCAAAAACAAAUUUCAUCCCCCAAACUGCCACUCCCCAGAACUCCCAGCGGAGCUAUGGAUGCUCAUACUGGAAUAUUCAACCUACCCCUCAUUCUCAACAACGGAUACCAUUGAGUUUGACUCGUCGCCGCCCCCGUCACUUGAGCUACCCUCAUCAUUUCUUUCUCCCGCGCCGACACCUGCGUCCCUGGCGCCACGAUUGACAUAUCACCGAGCGCUGAUGGCCCACAAGCGCAACCUCACUCUUGUUUGUCGCAAAUGGCAUUCGUAUGCCCAACCUGUGCUCUACUCUUUUGUCUGGAUAGCGCGGGCCAAGCAGGCGAAGGCUCUUGCGUUGACCCUUCUUUGCCAAGCGUGCUGUUUAUCUCCGCAAAGUGUCCCAGCCACUGAAGCAAGUGCUGGCCGAUUUAUUCGACGACUUCAUAUCGAGACGCCAGCGUUGGAGCGGUGUCAUCCUGCGGAUCUCCGCACGAUAUUAGAGUAUGCCCCUGGGCUGGAGGUGUACUCGGACUACCGCAGUGUCCGUCGAGUGCGAGGCAGCAUUCUCUCGUCCUCUACCCCUCCCAGUAAUCGAGAGACUGACAACGGACCUUGCAACUUGUUUGCUAAAUUAGCCGAGGGUGGCGGUGCGCUCAAACGCUUAACAUGGACAAGUUACGACGACCCUACUCUGGUGAGUCUAGGGAUUGGGCUUGGGCUGCGUGGCGGUUAUAUGGGCGAACGACUAGAGUAUCUGGAGCUCAACUUUGUCUCAUCCUCCGCUUUCUCUCCGAAGGUCACCACGAAAUGUCUGCCUGCCUGCAGCGCUGGACUGAUUCUACCCACCCUCCGCACCCUCAAGGUCACGCUCGACAACGGGACUUUUUUGGUGUUAUCGAGUUGGGUGCUGCCCGCGUUGCGCAACUUGAGUGUUGUUAGCGCCGACUUUUCCUAUGCCGCAGACGGGUUCAGACGCUUCUUCGAAGUCCAUGGCGGGAGUGUACGUCAGCUCGAGCUUGGACACUCGAGUGCUUGUAUCGAAGAAGCGUGGCUGACGACCCCGCAUUUGCCGCCUCAUAACCCACAGACGACCUCAGGCUGGCAAGCGCUUUCGCUCGCGUCGCUUUGCCCGCAUUUGGACGAGUUCAUCUGCAGUGCUGAUGCGGAGUGGAAUUGGGAACACCCAGACUGGAUUGCGCCGCACUUGUUGCUUCCUGCCCACCCUAAUGUGAGCUUCAUCGGUAUCCGCGGGAUCGAGGGCCGCGUUGGCGGUGAUGGUGGUUUAGGCACCAACCACCACGCUGCGCUGUUUGGUCUUCGCGAACAGAUGGAGACUCUGUUGCGUCGCGAAGCUUUCCCGCGAUUGAAAUACGUACGCGACAUGAGCGAGGGGAGCGACUGGCUGCGGCGGGGGCUAUGGACUGAGCCGAUGUGUUCUAGCUGCUCUGAGAUGAGCAGCAACUCGUCGCUGCUUUCCCUUGUCGGCCAACAACAACACCCACAUCAACACAGUCACGCUAACCCGCUGUCAUCGCCCCGCGCCCGCCAGAGGAUUGUGCGGUUUUGGGAGGGUGUGCUGCAGCGCUGUCGGGAGGAGGGCGUGUGGCUGGAGGACUGGCGCGGGUGGAACGUGACCAGACGGACACUGAUGCGAGCCAGGGCUGCAUUGGAGGCAGAGGCGGAGAUGUCGAUGUCGCGGAGCAGCAGCAGCAGCAGCUUCUGA
Mycena indigotica is the source of this 1977-nucleotide messenger RNA. RefSeq lists its product as uncharacterized. Lineage: Eukaryota; Fungi; Basidiomycota; Agaricomycetes; Agaricales; Mycenaceae. Bases 124 to 1977 code for a protein of 617 amino acids. The record is from RefSeq and is a predicted model, not a curated record. The transcript is spliced from 4 exons.